AUGUCUUCGUCUGAAGAUUUAAGCACAGAUAAUUUAGAUUCGGAUUCUUUAAGACCAGUAUACAAUUUAAUUGAACUGGGAUUAGAAGAAUAUGAAGACAAUGAAUUAGUUCUUGAUACAGUUCAUGAUCUAAUGCAAUUUUUUAAACAAUCGAACUGUACAUGCCGUCAUUCGUCUAGAAAAAAAGAUUUAAGAACAUGUUAUGAAAAAGUUGGAUUUAAAAAUUUUUUUGAAAGACAUUUUCAAAUAAGAGCAUUAGAAAAACCAGAGCUCGAGCUAUUUUUAAAAGCACAAUUAAUGGCCUUCGAAAUUACUAAUAAAAAUGAAGAGUCUCAAAGACAAAAUUAUAGAUAUAACUAUAAUGUAUCUUUAUUACUUUGUAAGCCAGUAUUUUUAAAACUUUGUGGAAUAAGUGAUCAUUUUCUUUUAGCAAUUCAAAAACAUUUACAAGAAAAAGGAUUAACUAAAAGAACUCACGGAAAUACUGGACGUGUACCUAAGUUAAAAAGUAAAGUAUUUCUUGAUUCUAGUAUUACAUUUCCGGUUAAACGUUUUUUAGAACAGUAUGGAAAUAUUAAUGGACUUCCUUCUCCUAUGCGACAUAAAAAUGAGUCAGAACCGUUUAUUUAUUUACCUACUGGAAAUACAUAUACUUCAGUUUAUAAUGAAUUUAAAAAACAUUUUAAUAAUGAAAAUAGUGAAAAUACAAAAAUUAUUUCUUAUUUUACAUUUAGAAAACUUUGGUACGAAAUGAUUCCUCAUCUUAAAUUUCAACCACCUGCAAGUGAUCUUUGCGAAAUAUCAAAAACCCGAGACAGCAAUAGAAAACCUGAAGCAGAGAUCAAAGAACUCGAACUUGAGGUUGAGUUCAUAAAACCUGAGAUAGUAACAGAAACUCCAAAACAGAAAUCAAAAAAAGCCCGAGGAAGUGACAAAAAACCUGAAACAGAAAAAUUUGAAACAGAGAUCAAGGAACUCAAGCCAGUGACAAAAAAUCCAAAGCAAAGAUCAAAUAAACCUAAAACAAUGAAAGAAUUCAGAGCAAAGAUCAAAAAACCUAAGGCAAAGAUCGAGGAACCUGAGGUAAAGAUCAAAGAACCUGAACAAAGAUCAAAAAACCUGGGCAAAGAUCAAAAACCCAGGGUAGCGAUAGAACCUGAAGUUGAGAUCAAGGAACUCCCUGAAGACCUAAAAGAUCAAAGAACUUGA
Dentiscutata erythropus is the source of this 1209-nucleotide messenger RNA. The record is from the annotation of a GenBank genome assembly. Lineage: Eukaryota; Fungi; Glomeromycota; Glomeromycetes; Diversisporales; Gigasporaceae.